Musa acuminata AAA Group (dessert banana) is the source of this 1849-nucleotide messenger RNA. Its product is annotated as zinc finger CCCH domain-containing protein 54-like. Bases 121 to 1779 code for a protein of 552 amino acids. The record is from RefSeq and is a predicted model, not a curated record. Gene Ontology annotation, molecular function: RNA binding; metal ion binding. The transcript is spliced from 8 exons. Lineage: Eukaryota; Viridiplantae; Streptophyta; Magnoliopsida; Zingiberales; Musaceae.
GGGGCAAAACAAAGAACGUAAAUGCUGAAGCAAGGAACGAGGAAUCGAUUCAGAUUGAGAGUCGGAGUCUGAGGAAGCGGCGAAAGAGAGAGUCUCUUCUUCCGUCCAUGGUGAUAUGACAUGGAGGGAGGAGAGACUAGAUACUGCGAUAUGGAUUUCUUCGAACUGGCCAAGAUCAUCUUCACCAGGGUGCAAAAGCUGGAGCCUGAGAACGUUGUCAAGAUCAUGGGAUGCAUCUUCCUGAAGGAGCCGAGCGGGCUGGAGAUGCUUCAGCUUGCAUUCGGCCCCGACACCACGUUGCUCUCCAAAGUGAUCGACGCCAAGAUCAUGCUUGGCAUCUUGUCCGGCAAGCCGAUUGCUUCUUACCUUACUUGGGGAUCCCACGCCUUCUCCUCCCCCACGAGUCUUCAUGUUCCGCUACCCUACGAUCACCAUCCUCCACCCCACAACAUCGAUCUCGUCUCGCGAGCGUACGCUGAAUCCAUUGCCGACGAGUCCUCACUCUACGGUCAACCUCCGCCGGCGGACCAACUCGAUGCCACCAACCACAUCGGUAACUACCACUACCCGGACGCCCCACUGGGUGGUGGCGUGGCUUUAAGGAGCAGCAGGAGAUCACACAGCCUAUCCGACUUGCCCAUCAAGGCUUGCCAUUACUUCAACAAGGGCUACUGCAGGCAUGGAAUGAACUGUAGAUACUCGCAUGCCCAGUCCGCUCCUGAUGGCUACUAUCCUCAUGUACUCACCGCCAACAUGACUGACUACCCGAACGACGACGUCCCAUUCACGCCCAAGUCGCUCGAGAAUCUGGAAAUGGAGAUCACUGAGCUCCUGAGAUCGCGGAAAGGAACGCCUGUCUCGACUGCCUCCUUGCCCUUGCUGUACUUCGACAAGUACGGGAAGAACCUGCAGGCGGACGGGUACCUCACGGAGAGCCAGCGUCAUGGGAAGUCUGGCUUGAACUUGACGAAGUUGUUGUCCCACUUGAAGAAGAGCAUUCGGCUCAUCGAGAGGCCACAUGGACAACACUCGGUAGUACUAGCAGAGGAUGCUCAGAGAUACAUGGACUGCAGGAACGAGAGAAGUGACUCAGGUUCUACGGUUUCAAGCUCUCAUCAGAUUUAUCUUACAUUCCCAGCAGAAAGCACCUUCUCCGAGGAUGAUGUUUCCAACUACUUCAAGCAAUACGGUCAAGUGCGUGAUGUUAGGAUCCCUUGUCAAGACAAACGCAUGUUUGGGUUCGUCAGCUUUGUCCAUCCUGAGACUGUCAACAUGAUUCUUACGAAGAGAAAUCCUCAUUACAUAUGUGGAGCUCGUGUAUUGGUCAAGCCAUACAGGGAAAAAUCUAGAGUCAUCGACAGAAUGUACUCGGAGAAGAUGAAGCCAUGGACUAAUUACCCUUCACGUUAUGUGGGGAUGGAUCAUGAUGUGCAUUCUGUGACUCGAGAAGGUGAUAGUUCAAGCUUGCUUAGAAAUAAUCUAAUUGAGAAGGAAAUGAUGAUGGAGCAUCUCUCUGGAUUGAACUUGGCACCCAAGAGAUUGACACAGCAACAUUACUUGACUCAUGGCAUGGAAGACAUGAAAGUUGCAGAAGUUCCCAGUGACUUCUUCCUAGAUCAUUUCAGCUAUCCAUUUGAUGCUAUGAAUAAUGGAUCCACAAGUGAUGACAAAGCCAGGCAAACAAGCAACCCAUUCAGUGACCAGGAAAGUAGCGUUGAACUCCCGGAGAGCCCUUUUGCAUCUCCACCAGUAGGAAGCAGCAUUUCUGCAGUCAUAUGAACACUCUGAAGAGAACAGGGAAUGGAAGCUUGCCAUUCCAUCAAUGAUUUGGUACAUUGUCUGAAUCAAU